Messenger RNA from Gadus chalcogrammus (walleye pollock), 4575 nucleotides. RefSeq names its product nuclear body protein SP140-like. Gene Ontology annotation, cellular component: nucleus. Lineage: Eukaryota; Metazoa; Chordata; Actinopteri; Gadiformes; Gadidae. Gene Ontology annotation, molecular function: DNA-binding transcription factor activity, RNA polymerase II-specific; DNA binding; protein binding. Gene Ontology annotation, biological process: regulation of transcription by RNA polymerase II. The coding region runs from base 246 to 2516 and encodes 756 amino acids. The record is from RefSeq and is a predicted model, not a curated record. The transcript has 21 exons.
GCAAGCCAGAACUCUCUCGGCAGCGAUUAGACACAGGGUUAGGUCUAUUUUUCAGCUAGGAGAAUACUCUCGCACGUGCUAAGGCACAUCUUCAAUCUCUCUUUACUACAGAGCAUCAGUUUACCAUACCGAAAAUACUUUAUACAAAUAAAGUCUCUUUAAAGCUAUUCCUUUGGAUUCGACCCCUCUUUCCUUGAAGAACUCUGCAGUAACUACAGACGGAAUUGCAGACGGAACUAUUCAAAAUGAACCCUUUGGAUACACUUGACGACCGCCAACUUCGAGGGUUUUUCAGGCGCAGUAAAACAGAAAUGUCUUGCAUGGAUAAGCCAAAAUUAUUCUUAAAGCAACUGCGGGACCACAAGCUCAUUCUUGAGGAGAAAUUUCAGGAGAUGAUCCGUAUAAAGAGAAAGGAAGUAAUGCAGGACAACGUAUAUGAACUUCUGAACUGGAUCGAGACAGAGCGACCCCGGAAAAUCAGGUUGUUCUGGAUCUGCGUCUUCAAGGAAUUCAUCAUGACCCAGUGCCCCACUCUGAAGCGGCUACAAGACUCUCUUCGCUCUCUGCCGAACGGGGAAAAUGCAGAGAUCUGGACGUUGGAUAAGUACAGGCACCAUCUGCCUGUUACCUGUGGUGAUGAGCAGGGGACGCUCUACCGCGACAAACUGGCAAAAGGAGAGCCGUGCAUCCUGAGGAGCAAGAAGUGGUACACACCCUGCGCGUUUCAGAAGCUGGGCGGCAAGCUCAGCCGCAGGAACUGGAAGACGAGUAUCCGUUGCAAGGACACCACGUUAGAAAAGCUAUUGAAGGACAGACACCUGACAUGCCCGGGAUAUAAUAAGAGCAAGGCUAAGAAAUCGACGCUCCCCUGCAGCUCAAACACCGUUUCAGCUAUCUCUGAAAGCGAAGAAGAGAUGGAGGAAGAGGAGGGGGAGGAGGAGGAGCUGCAGGCCAACCCGGAUGAAGAGGUUAGCAUGGAGGACGAAGUGGAACUGCAGGGGAAUGAUUGCUCUACGCAGAACUCCGAUACAGGCUCCUUCCCACUUUCUGAUGAGGAGAGCAGUGGCGAACAUGCAAGGGAAGGACUCUCGGAAGACAAGUCCAUGGGGAAAGAGAGAGGGGGGAGAGAUAAACUUGGGAGUUUCUGUGACCGGGACGAGCAGCAGGGACACUCUUCUUCUCAGGCUUCUCCAAGGAAGAGGAAGCCAACCUUCGGCUCUCUGCCGAAGGGGGAAAAUGUGGAGAUCUGGACGUUGGAUAAGUACAGGCACCAGCUGCCUGUUACCUGUGGUGACGAGCAGGGGACGCUCUACCGCGACAAACUGGCAAAAGGAGAGCCGUGCAUCCUGAGGAACAAUGAGUGGUACACACCCCGCGCGUUUCAGAAGCUUAGCGGCAAGGGCAGCCGCAGUAACUGGAAGAAGAGUAUCCGUUGCAACGACACCACGUUAGAAAAGCUAUUGAAGAACGGACACCUGACAUGCCCGGGAUAUAAUAAGUGCAAGGCUAAGAAAUCAACGCUCCCCUGCAGCUCAAACACCGUUUCAGCUGUCUCUGAAAGCGAAGAAGAGAUGGAGGAAGAGGAGGGGGAGGAGGAGGAGCUGCAGGCCAACCCGGGUGAGGAGGAGGUCAGCAUGGAGGAUGAAGUGGAACUGCAGGGGAAUGACUGCUCUACGCAGCGCUCCGAUACAGACCAAGGAGAUAAUCUGGAGGAAGUGACAGACGAGAGGCCCAGGGUCGGCCAGAAUGAGUUCAGAGUGAUAUGUGGAGCUCUGAGUGGGAUGCUGCACAAGAGCCGCUUUGCCUCAGGGAGGUGUGGGAAAAGUAUUCGGACGGAGGACCGUUGGAUGAGUCCAGUGGAGUUCGUGGCGCAGGGUUCAGCAAUGCCUGACGCCCUCUGGAGGAGGGACAUUCAAUGGGAAGGACAGCCGCUGAGCAGCAGUCUCAUUGAGAGGAAGAUUUUGCACUUACACUCUGAGCAGUGUGACUGUUCACUGUGCCAUCCAGACCCUCAAGCCCUGAAGGAACAGAAGAGCGAUGAAUAUUGCUUUGUGUGUGGGAGAUGGGGUGACCUGGUGAUGUGUGACCACUGUCCACGCUCCUUCCACCAAAAGUGUCACCUGCCCCAGCUGGACCCCUCUAUACUGGGGAAUGAGUAUCUCCCUCGAACGACGUACGAAGAGACCCUCAUGAUUCCUGUCUCCAACCAGAUGCUGCCGUGCCACUACCUGCUCCUGUCUCUGUACCAUGCAGACAAGGAUCACAUUUUUGCAAAAGAUCCAUGCAUCGAUGUGAGGGGAUACAGCUCUCAAAUCGUGACUCCUAUGUGGCUGGACAAGAUCACAGAGCAGCUCCUAGACCAGCAGUACACCAUCGGAAUGUUAUUAACCGAUAUCCAACUCAUUUUCUCCAACUGUGAUCAAUUUAACCAGAAUAAACCAGAGUUCCGGGACAUGGGAAUCAAGCUGAAAGAGUUCUAUGAACAAUUUGUGGAAAAGGUUUUUCGCAGGCAGUAGCAGAGAAAUGCAACGUGCUGAUGGACCUUGGACAUGCUAGAAUUAAAUGCGUGGAUUUGUCACUGUGCUGCGUUUAGCACGUUGAGGAACAAGGCAGUUUAGCAAUAAGAACGGGUACUCGUCUGUGUGAAAGGCAUAAAAUUCCUUACUUUAACCUAAAAUAACUUUUUAUAAUGUUCUGGUCUUUAAUGUAUAGAAUUAGGGCUGUCAAAUAUUAUCAAAUGGAAUGACACAUUAUCAUAAAUACAAAAUAUACUUCAUAAAUAAAAACUAGUCCAAGUGAUUUUGAGGGGGUUUUAUUGACUCAGUGUGGGUUGAAUAUGAAACUUAUAGAACACAACAAAUUUGGGAAUUGUAAACGGGAAGUUACUUAGUACAAUUGUAAACCAACAGUUACUACAAGUGAAGGUCACUUAAGUAGCGCCACAGAUUUGGGAAUUGUAAGCAAAAAUCACAGCCAAAGUAUAAAUAUAACUAAUGGAGAUUUUCAACAUCUCAGGAUGAAGAUAUUUAGGCCCCGUUCACACGAAGCCGAAACGGGCGAAACCGUUACGGUUUCGAUCUAUCCGGUUUCGAAGUAUCUCCGUAAAGACGAAGCCAAGUGAAACCGGGUAGAUCUGUAGAAACGCUGUAGUACACAUUCCAGGCCCAUAAGGGGCGCUGCUUCUGGUACAGAAAUCCAGAAGAAAUGAAAUAAGAAGAAGAGGCGAGCAUGCGCAUAAAGGCUGCCCUUAUGCUCAUGCUCAUAGACAUCAUAUAGGGCUAUAUGAUGUCUAUGCUCAUGCUCGCAUGUGAUUUCUGAGACUCCGCGGGCUUAAGAGCCAUUGGCUAGGAGGUCGAGGGGUGGGGCGAUGACGUCAUGGUUUGCGGUUUCAGUCGGUUUCAGGCAUACACACGAAUCCAAAACGAAACCGGGUAGAUUUGAAACCACCUACAAGACCUUUGCGGUUUCGCCAUGAAAUCGGCUUUGUGUGAACGGGGCCUAAGUCAACAUCACGUUAAUAGUCUGAUUAUAUACCAGGAUAAUUGUGAGGACAUUCCAUUGGUAGGAUGGGGGUGCUAAAUGUGAUACCAUAGAAUGAAUUGGCUUCUAGGAUACCCCUCACAGUUAUACAUUGCUUCACUCUCAAAAAGGAUGUGUUGGAAACAACAUAUUCUUAACGCAUCCAUGUGUUUAGUUAAGGACAACACAUCUUGGGCCCUAUUUUAACGGUCUGAAACGCAAGUGAGAAGCGCCAAGCGCAAGUAGCUUUGUGGGCGGUUCGAUGGCGAUGUCGAUAUUUUACCGGCGCAAAAAAUGACUGUUGCGCACGGCGCAAAUCUAAAAAGGGUUGGUCUGAAGUAGCCUAAUUACCCGUAGGUGUGGUUUGGGCGUAACUUGCAAUAAACCAAUGAGAGUGCCAUCUCCAAUCCCCUUUAAGAGCCAUGAGCGCAUUUGAAUCUGACGAGUUGAUAUUUUGACAGCGCGUCAUGCAGUCUCCGAUGAGACAGAUGCACAUGAAUUUCAAACUUCAAAUGCCUCAGUUUAUGGCCAAAUAGUAUGGCCUAAUUUACACAUGGAAUAAGGUUUUCUUCCACAACUUCAGAGUUGAGUCCUCAAAUAAAUUUCGGCAAAGAAAACUUAUAUGAUAUAACAUGAUAUGCGUAACUGUGGUUCUAUUUAAUGAUAUACCCAAUAUAUUAUAAACAUCGUUUCUUAUCAGUGUUGUAUGCAUUAUCGUACCUUACUUAAUUAAGUCAUUAAUUUGGAUGGUUGUAUUUCUCCAGGUCUUGACUAUCCUACUUGGUAGUUAUGCUGUGCGGUUCCUCGCAGAAAUAGCCGCGGUCGCCUUUGUAGGCCUGAUUAAAAGUGAGAAUUUGGACAAGGUGAAAAAUAAGAUAUUUGACAGGAUUGCGUCGCCCUCCACCUUUGACAUUUGGUCAAGAAAAAUGUAGACAUCGUUUUAUAUCAUUUAGCAGCCUCUCAUAUAAUCAGCCUGUUAUGCGGCAUUUGUUUUUACACUUAAAUAAAAUAUCGAAAAAUAUGUGUAAUGAGAUGGUAGCUGUGGUCUAUAUUUAU